AUGGUCGACAAGAAGCAGCACAACUACCAGCAACUCGCUCAGACCGAGCAGGACGCACCUCCGACUUACGACGACGCAGUCAGCCUCGUGACGAGAACCGGCGGACUGGUGGUGUCGCAACCGCUCGCCACGCCGCAAAUGAGCAUCGCAGGCGCGCGCAACCCCAAGUCCAAGCCAGUCGGCUUCGACGGACAGAGGGACUGGAACCAUGGGCUGUGCGACUGUCUCGAGCGACCGGGCUUGACCAUCGGCGCGUGCUGCUGCCCCUGCAUGGUCUACAACGACAACCGCACUCGCCUCACACACCUCUACCAAUCCGGUCAACCCGCCCCCUCCCCCUCCUACUGCGGCCUAAGCUGCCUCCUCUACGCUCUCGCGCCCCAAGUAGCAGGCAUCGGACAGAUGGCUCUCCAGUGCAUGGCGCGCUUCCAGACGAGGAACAGGUAUGCGAUUCGCGGGAACGCGGUGGAGGAUGUGCUUGUCGGCGCCUUCUGCGCACCCUGCUCGCUCGUCCAGGAAUCGCGCGAAAUCGAAGAUGAGGAACAAGCCUUGCGUGCGGGCGUGCUCGGCACCGAUGCUCCGCCUCCGACGGUCGAAGGAGCGUACCGCGACGAGGUGGGAGACGAGGAGCGUGCGGUGGGCAACUAG
This is a messenger RNA of Rhodotorula toruloides NP11, 648 nucleotides long. RefSeq lists its product as uncharacterized. Bases 1 to 648 code for a protein of 215 amino acids. The transcript has 6 exons. NCBI's taxonomy places the organism in Eukaryota, Fungi, Basidiomycota, Microbotryomycetes, Sporidiobolales, Sporidiobolaceae. The record is from RefSeq and is a predicted model, not a curated record.